Molecule: messenger RNA, 1026 nt
Organism: Metarhizium acridum CQMa 102
Lineage: Eukaryota; Fungi; Ascomycota; Sordariomycetes; Hypocreales; Clavicipitaceae
Gene: PEX7
Product: peroxisomal targeting signal 2 receptor
Biological process (GO): protein import into peroxisome matrix
Cellular component (GO): cytosol; peroxisomal matrix
Molecular function (GO): protein binding
Source: RefSeq, a predicted model, not a curated record
AUGGCGGCCAUGCUUGAGUUCCGCACCCAAGGGUACAAUCCCUACGCAGUCAAGUACUCGCCCUACUACGAUUCGCGCAUAGCCGUCGCAACCUCAGCCAACUUUGGCAUCGUCGGAAACGGAAGGGUGUUCGCCCUGGGGCUCACGGCGCAAGGAGUCCAGGUGGAAAAGACAUUCGACACAAACGACGCAUUGUACGACCUGGCUUGGUCGGAGAUCAACGAGAACCAACUCAUAGUAGCGGGCGGCGACGGGUCGCUGAAGCUCUUCGACCUGGGCGUAAACGAGUUCCCCAUCAUGAACUUCCACGAACACAAGCGCGAGACAUUCUCCGUCUGCUGGAACCCCGUCACAAAGGACACGUUCAUUUCAAGUUCAUGGGACGGAACCGUCAAAAUCUGGUCGCCAACACGCCCGCAUUCGCUCAAGACGCUCCCCAUCGGAAACUGCACCUACAGCACGUCCUUCUGCCCGUCCAACCCGGCCCUGGUAUCAGCCGUCUCGUCGGACUCGCACCUCCGCGUCUUUGACCUGCGCACCCCGACCUCGGCCAAGUACCACCUCGUGUCCACGAUCCCCGUCCACGCGGCCGGCAGCCCGCCCGCAGAGGUCCUCACGCACGACUGGAACAAGUACAACGACACGGUCGUGGCCGCGGGCGGCGUGGACCGCAUCAUUCGCACCUUUGACAUUCGCAACCCCGCGGCCGGUCCGCUGGGCCUGAUGCUCGGGCACGAAUAUGCCAUUCGGCGAUUGGCGUGGAGUCCGCAUGCGAGCGACGUCCUUAUCAGUGGGAGUUACGACAUGACGGUGCGGCUGUGGAACGACGGGUCUGCUCAGCCUUCGGGCCCCUUGGCCGGGGCCAAGCCGGGUCACCAGCUGGGCGUCAUGAAUAGACAUACCGAGUUUGUAACAGGUGUCGACUGGUGUUUAUUCGGUGCGGGCGGCUGGGUCGCGUCGGUUGGUUGGGACGAGAGGGUGUUGCUGUGGGAUUCGAAUAUGUUGAUGGGCCCGGGUCCAAGAUGA